AUGUGCAAGGGCUCUCGUGUGAACAAUCCUUUGCAGAGCACGAUUUUGGCCUGGGAGAGCUUGUGGCUGGUCAUUUCGGAGUCCACCCGCGGUGGAACGAGUAGGUUUUAUCACAUUCACCGCUUGGGUCACUUGCCCACGGUCUACGAGCAUGCGCAUCGCGCAGGGUUUCCGGAGGAGUUCUUCUUUCUGCUGCUGGACAUUCUGAUGCUCCGCUCGGGGGUGCCGGUGCCCUGCAUGACUUAUCGGCUUCUGAAGCACCAGCUCGCGAACAAGGACGCGCACCAGCGAAGGGAGGGGCCCUAUGAGGAAGAGCAAUACCAUCAGGAUCAUCACUUGCAUCACCGGGCCAACUAUGGCUUCAAUCGGCCCAUGUUGGACAUGAUCUUCAACACCUAUAAGCGGACGGAGAAGGAGUGGUUGGACGUGAAUCACGCCAGGCCAGGGCGGGUCACCGCCCGUCAUCGGACGUUGGCCACGCGCCCGAGAAGCAGUUCCGCCGUAGGGCGAUCAUAG
Durusdinium trenchii is the source of this 516-nucleotide messenger RNA. The record is from the annotation of a GenBank genome assembly. Lineage: Eukaryota; Dinophyceae; Suessiales; Symbiodiniaceae.